AUGAAACUAACCACCAUCAGCACUACCUUUCUUAUAUUACUGUCCAUCAAGUACAGCCAACAACAAGAGCAGCAAUUGCGACCAUUGAAUGAAGAGCUUGGAGCCAUCUCUCGAAUUUCAUUAGAUCAUGGAAUGUCAGUUUAUGUCAAUUUUACACAAGCACGCAGGGAAUUGGUUUACAGCACAUGGUUCAACAAUCCAGAAAACUAUCCUUAUUGGGAGAACGCUCUCUGCCUGGCCAUCGUUAUCGGUACUCCUGGCUUGACUGGUCAAGAUCAUUAUGAAAAUCGAUGUGGGUUCCUUCCUUCUUUUGAUGCUUCUGGACGCAAAAAUGUCUUUGGUUCAUUUGGAGAAACUUGCAUUAAGGAUCAAAUACCAAUGGAUCCAUGCAGAGACAAGAUCAAAAUCAGCAACAAUUGCGGCAGCAUCAUGAACCUCAUUCCUCAAUACGAGUCCUUGGCUUCCACUCGCUACCGCGGUCUUCAUCGAAUCACCAGCAGUCGUCUCAAUAUUACGGAUGACAUCAAGCUGAAUCCAGACUGGUACAAAUCCAUCCAUAGCCAAUCCAUACUCAUUGCCUAUACUGAUCAAGCUGAUAUUCACUCUCAAUGGCGCCAGAAGAUUGCAUGUAGCAACAUUGAAUUAGGAAAUGGUACUGUCGAGGAUUUCGAUGUAUUUCCUCGAUAUGACGAUGGAAGCUAUGAUUUCAGUUACUUUCCAUCACUAGGUAGUUUGAAUCAGAUAAGUGCUCCUAUACUAUUAUGGGCCGUAUUCUUGGUACUUUUUGCCAUGUUUAUAAUUUAA
Molecule: messenger RNA, 804 nt
Organism: Mucor velutinosus
Lineage: Eukaryota; Fungi; Mucoromycota; Mucoromycetes; Mucorales; Mucoraceae
Gene: RSM19
Product: mitochondrial ribosomal small subunit component
Exons: 1
Coding region: 1-804 (267 amino acids)
Source: RefSeq, a predicted model, not a curated record